Molecule: messenger RNA, 1911 nt
Organism: Marmota flaviventris (yellow-bellied marmot)
Lineage: Eukaryota; Metazoa; Chordata; Mammalia; Rodentia; Sciuridae
Source: RefSeq, a predicted model, not a curated record
AGAGCGGGCGAGGGUCCAGGCGCCGCCCAGCCUGGCUCGAGCUCCUCCCUCCCCGCGCCGCCUCCGGGUGCCACCGCCACUAUUCCUGGAGAGCCUUCGGUCGGUGCUGCUGUGGGGCUGGCCGAGGAGUCCCGGGAGGGGCGGCGGCGCCAGGACGCUCGGCCAGCGAACCGUGGGCUUCGCCCGGCGGCCAAUGCUGUUUGCUACUAAUGGGGGUGAGCAAGUUAGAUGUUCUAUACCGGAGACUUCUCCUCACAAAACUUUUUAUCAGAGGAUGGGGAAGACCAGAAGAUCUCAAAAGACUCUUUGAAUUCAGAAAAAUGAUUGGAAAUCGAGAAAGAUGCCAGAAUCUGGUUUCAAGUGAUUAUCCAGUAUACAUUGAUAAGAUUGAGGAGCAGUCAGACUGUAAGAUCCUAGAUGGACACUUUGUUUCCCCCAUGGCCCACUAUGUGCCUGAUAUCAUGCCAACUGAAUCUGUUAUUGCACGGUUCCAAUUUAUUGUGCCUAAGGAGUGGAACAGCAAAUACAGACCAGUGUGCAUUCACCUUGCUGGAACCGGAGAUCAUCAUUACUGGAGGCGGCGAACACUGAUGGCCCGUCCCAUGAUUAAAGAAGCCCGGAUGGCUUCUUUAUUGUUAGAAAACCCGUAUUAUGGCUGCAGGAAACCCAAGGACCAAGUAAGGUCCAGCUUAAAAAAUGUAUCUGACCUUUUUGUGAUGGGAGGAGCUCUUGUUUUAGAAUCUGCAGCUCUCUUGCACUGGCUAGAGAGAGAAGGUUAUGGACCUCUCGGAAUGACCGGAAUAUCCAUGGGAGGACACAUGGCCUCCUUAGCAGUAUCCAACUGGCCUAAGCCCAUGCCACUGAUUCCAUGUCUGUCUUGGUCCACAGCAUCUGGGGUCUUCACUACGGGUGUAUUGAGUAAAUCAAUUAAUUGGAGGGAGCUGGAAAAGCAAUAUUAUACACAGACAGUUUAUGAAGAAGAAAUUAUUCACAUGCUUGAAUAUUGUGGAACAGAUUCCUUCAAAAUGGGACAAGAGUUCGUGAAACGCUUCUCUAGCAGUGCAGACAAGCUACCUAACCUCAAUCUAGUUUCUAGAACUAUAAAUUUAGAUAUGACAGACCAAGUUGUGUCCCAGAAACCUGCUGAGUGCCACAAUUCUAGUAAAACUUCUCUGAGUGCUUCAUCAGAAGGACUGUUGUUGCAAGAUACCUCUAAGAUAGAGUGCUUGGCUCAAACACUUAAAACCAACAAAAGUAGUUACACAGGUUACAGCCCUCAGUCACAUCGUCUACUCAGCAAAGAACAAAGAAGAAACCAUCUUCAAAAAGAGUCUUUAAUAUUUAUGAAAGGAGUCAUGGACGAAUGUACUCAUGUAGCAAAUUUCUCAGUUCCAGUUGACCCGAGCCUCAUUAUAGUGGUACAAGCCAAGGAGGAUGCCUACAUCCCACGAACAGGAGUUCGGAGUCUACAAGAAAUUUGGCCUGGUUGUGAAAUCCGAUACCUAGAAGGGGGUCAUAUUAGUGCUUAUCUUUUUAAACAAGGACUUUUCAGACAAGCCAUCUAUGAUGCAUUUGACCGCUUCCUCCGUAAAUAUGCCAACUGAUUGGAUCACUGUGUUAUGCAAUCAGCGAGCAGUUUUUACAAGAGGAAUUUUUAUCCUGUGACAAUGUGAAGAACAAGCAGACAGCACUGGAGUCCGGAAUUCAGUGUUGCAGAUCAGUCACCUAUAAAUUCUAAAUACAUUUCAGUAAUUUUAAAACAAUGUUUGAAUUAAAUAAUCUUAAAGUAUGGUGUUUCUGUUUGUGGAAAUCCCAUAUGCUCAAUAUCUAGUCUAUUAUAACUAUUUAUGAAAACUUUACAUUUUCAAUUAUGAAUAAUUUAUUAAUUUAAAAUAAAUGUAUCCAUGGGAA